Molecule: messenger RNA, 3454 nt
Organism: Danio aesculapii
Lineage: Eukaryota; Metazoa; Chordata; Actinopteri; Cypriniformes; Danionidae
Gene: cybb
Product: cytochrome b-245 heavy chain
Exons: 13
Coding region: 95-1792 (565 amino acids)
Biological process (GO): defense response; superoxide anion generation
Cellular component (GO): plasma membrane; NADPH oxidase complex
Molecular function (GO): superoxide-generating NAD(P)H oxidase activity
Source: RefSeq, a predicted model, not a curated record
UUAUUCGCUGCUAUGCUUUAAACACCAAGUCCUCUUUCUGUCUUGUAGCUUGUAUCUCAUCUCCUGAUCUUCUCUUUCAGCUCUGCUUAACAUCAUGGGAAACUUUGCUGCAAAUGAAGGACUAUCCGUUUUUGUUAUCCUGGUAUGGCUCGGGAUCAAUGUGUUUCUCUUUGUGUAUUAUUACCUGGCCUUUUUGAUUGAUAAAUACUACUAUACUAGAGUCAUUCUUGGGCAUGCUCUCUCGUGGGCCAGAGCUCCAGCUGCAUGUCUCAACUUUAACUGCCUGUUGAUCCUGCUGCCGGUCUGCAGAAACCUGCUCUCAUUCCUCCGAGGAUCCAUACAGUGCUGCAGCCGCACUGCAGCUCGACAGCUUGACAGAAACAUUACUUUCCACAAAUUGGUGGCCUACAUGAUUGCCUUCCACACAGCUGUCCACAUCAUAGCCCACCUGUUUAACUUUGAGAGAUUCAUGGACUCACAGCUGAUGAUCAACAGCAGUCACCUGCCGUAUGUGCUCUCUCAGAUUGGCAACAAUGACAACAGAUCCUACCUGAACCCCAUCAGGAGCAAUGAUACGAACCCAACCAUAGUGAUGUUCACGACAGUAGCAGGACUGACAGGGGUUGUGAUCACCCUCGCCCUCAUCCUCAUCAUCACCUCCUCCAUGGAGGUCAUCCGGAGGUCUUACUUUGAGGUCUUCUGGUUCACGCAUCACUUGUUCAUCGUCUUUUUCAUUGGAUUGGUGCUUCAUGGAAUCGGGCGUAUUGUUCGAGGCCAGACUGAUGCAGAUCUACAGGCUCAUGACCCAACUAUAUGUCACAGCAAGUUUGAGAACUGGGGCCAAAAUGGCACCUACUGCCCAGUACCCAUCUUUGCAGGAAACCGACCAAAGACAUGGAAGUGGGUGGUUGGCCCCAUGUUCCUGUAUGUCUGUGAAAGACUGGUGCGUUUCUACCGCUCGCAGCAAAAAGUGGUCAUCACUAAGGUUGUAACGCACCCUUCCAAAACCCUUGAGCUGCAGAUGAAGAAGAAGGGCUUUAAGAUGGAGGUGGGCCAGUAUAUUUUCAUGCAGUGCCCGUCAAUCUCUCAAUUAGAGUGGCAUCCUUUCACCCUCACCUCUGCCCCGGAGGAAGACCACUUCAGUGUGCACAUCCGAAUUGUAGGGGACUGGACGCAAGCACUUUAUUCGGCCUGUGGAGGUGAUAAAACUGCAGUGCUGGAUGCUUGGACACUACCAAAGAUGGCAGUGGACGGCCCGUUUGGGACAGCCAGUGAAGAUGUCUUUCGUUAUGAAGCGGUGAUGCUGGUUGGUGCUGGUAUUGGUGUGACGCCAUUUGCUUCUGUUCUAAAGUCUGUCUGGUAUAAACACGUCCAGGAGAACCAAAACGUCUUUACUAAAAAGAUCUAUUUCUAUUGGCUGUGUCCGGAGACUCAGGCUUUCGAAUGGUUUGCUGACCUGCUGAAGAGUUUGGAAAAACAAAUGUCUGACAAAAACAUGAGUGAUUUCCUCAGCUACAACAUCUAUCUUACACGCUGGAAAGACGCUGAGGCGGCUCAUCUCAGAGUUCAAUAUGAAGCAGAGGACGAUCCUAUCACUGGGCUUAAGGAGAAGACUCGCUAUGGUAAACCUAACUGGGACAAUGAGUUCAGUCUCAUUGCAUCCCAACACCCAGGUACAAAAGUAGGUGUAUUUCUGUGUGGUCCUACUGCACUGGGAAAAGCUCUGAGCAAGCAGUGCCUUUCACACACUGAAGGCGGAACUGAGUUUAUAUUCAACAAAGAAAACUUCUAAUGUGCUGCAAGAAACAUCCACUGCUUGGAAAAAUCAUGUGUGUGACAGUAUGUGGUGAACACAGUUUAAUUUGUUGGUUUGUUCUCUAAGAGCUAUAUCUAUGCAGCGCUGGAUAUAAAACUGAUUACAUGUUGUCUGGAUGGGGCCUGGGCCGGUACGAGAUUCUGACAGUAUGAUAUCCUUGAAUAAAAAUAUCACGGUUUCAUGGUAUUUAGAUUACAGCUAAUAAAAUACGUUUCAAUUAAAUGUCUGGGGAAAAAACAACAACUUUUUCCCCAAUUGAACCCGAUAUGUUUUAUUUUAAGAAACAUGUCAAAUAUUUUGGAACAGUAAACAUGUCUGGCUAAAUAGUUCAAAUAAAUCAAUUUCAGCUGUCUUCGUUAGAUUCAAUAACACAUAUUAAUUAUAACUUGAAAAGACAACUUCGGAUAUCUUUCUUUUCAUAUACAGUAAAAUAAAAAUGUAAAAAAAAAAAACUUACAUAUACCAUAGAAGCGGUAAAAGAGAAAUUUUUGCUAUUUUAAAACCUUUCAUUUUUCAAACUGCUGUAAACCGCUGUAAACCUUGAAACCGGUUUUCAUUGCAUGCCUAGUCUGGAUUAUGCAAUCAGAUUUCAAAUAUGAAGUACUUAUAAUUUAAAUCAUAGUAAUCAGAUUACAUUCACUUUUUAUGGAUUACAUGAUCAAAUAAUUUAACAGGGUAUACAUGCAGGAAUCCUAAAGGUAAUUUCAAUCACUUUUUAAGACUUUGUAAAGACCUUCUCUGAAUAUUUUAAGACCUCAUCGCCACUUCAAGUUCUAAUCAGUAUCAAACCGUUAACUUAAUAAACAGUUGUAGCUAAAUAAAUCAAUGGAGCACAACCAUGCAACAGAACUCAGAUAAGCUCGGAGGAAACAAAGCUUGAAAGAAUAAAUUACGCGGUUGUUUUCAGCGACAGGUUUCAGCCACUGUUUAAACUCGUCUUUCUCCAACCAGGAGUACACAAAAUUUCAUUUUCCCAUUUUGCUGUCUGUUUCACUCCAUGGUUUUGCUACAUGCAGAGCGCGUCACAUCAACUUCCCACGUUUGGGACCAGGGGCUGCCAAGCUGGAGCACAUACUCUGGUCCCCCGAGCUCUGCGAUUGGUUGGGGAAAUUCAAAAUUGAAUCAAAACAAACCAUUACAAUUGGCUUAAGAUUGGCAAUGAAAAUUCAGAAAUUGCAACCAUCAGAAUCUGGGAAGUUAAAAAAAAAACUUCCCACGUUUGUUGACAGGGAUGGAUGAGCUUGGCCAGACGUGCCCGGCCCAAACCAAUCACGUGGAUCAAGGAAAAUAAAUAUAUUUGUGCUUUUUUGGAGGGAAACACUUUGGACAACGCUUGAACAAAAUUUAAGACCUCGUAAAAACCCGAUUAAGACUUUAAUACCUUUUAAGGGCCUUAAUUUUUUCAUAAUUGAUUUAUCAACUUUCAAUACUUUUUAAGACCCUCGCGGAUACCCUGUUUAAAUAGUUUGCCCCCAAUUCAAACCUAGAAGAUCUUGGCGGUGGGAUGUCAUUGCUGUUUUAACAAAUAUUAAUAUUUCUGUCAUUUAGGGACUUACAAACUUUACUCAAUAUAUUUAAACUACUCAUGCUUGUUUAAACUACUCAUGAGCUGAAUUAACACAAUUCAUAUUUGGGGGG